This is a messenger RNA of Durusdinium trenchii, 504 nucleotides long. The record is from the annotation of a GenBank genome assembly. Lineage: Eukaryota; Dinophyceae; Suessiales; Symbiodiniaceae.
AUGUCGGACAACGUGCACCAGAACAAGGAUUUGAAGGUUGGUACCACUGCUGGCGCCUUUCCCAAGCAGGAAGAUGAUGCUAAAACUUUGGUUCUUGGAGAACUAUCUUCCGAAGAGUGGAGCCCUGGGGUGGAUGACCCUCCUGUGAACGAGGACUCUCAAGUACCUGAUAGCCCAGGGGUGGAUGUGGAUGACUCUCAGGUUCUGCAAAACUCUCAACCUGUCUUUUCACCCAAGGAAGAGUUCCCUGAUUCUCAACCUGUUGAACGGGUUGAGGAGAACAAGGAAGAUCCAUCUCCCGAGUCGCCCAACAUCCAUGAUGACAAGAGUGUGGAGGACGAAGGGAAGGAUGAGUCUGCUGAGGGUGAAGAGGAGGAACACGCUACCGACGAUGAGGUGACUGGUUUCUUGACCAUGGAUGACAACGGUAACUUGCUUCAACAUGGCCAUGUCAGCGAUUAUUCCUACCAGCUCAUGCACUUCAUCCAGGACAUCAUGGCUAAU